UAAACGAUUUGUAGUUUUGAAAAUGCAGGAUUGAAAUCCAAAAUACCAAAUAAAGGAAAAAGAUAAGGAAAGAAGGGAGGCGAAGAAGACGAAAGGUGAAUGAAGUAAAUGAAAAAGUUAUUCGAAAAUUUGACACGUGAUCGUGGAACCCCCCAGAGCCAACGGGAUGACGAGGCAGGCGGCGACCGGAGACGGAGGGAGGAUGUCCCUGGACGUCAAGUCUCAGGCCCCGAAGACUGUGACAGCCAACGGUACAACGUCCACGGGUACUCAGGAGUGUGCUGGGUGCGGCAAACACAUCACUGAAAGGUUCCUACUGAAGGCGCUAGACCUGUACUGGCACGAGGACUGUCUCAAGUGUGGCUGCUGCGACUGUAGGUUGGGAGAGGUCGGCUCAACUCUGUACACAAAAGCGAACCUGAUCCUGUGCAAGAGGGACUACUUGAGGUUGUUCGGCAGCACCGGCUACUGUGCUGCAUGUUCAAAAGUGAUCCCGGCCUUCGAGAUGGUGAUGCGGGCGCGCAACAACGUGUAUCACCUUGAGUGUUUUGCAUGUCAACAAUGCAAUCACAGGUUCUGCGUCGGUGACAGAUUCUACUUGUGUGAGAACAAGAUUCUGUGCGAGUAUGACUACGAGGAGCGUCUAGUGUUCGCCAACAUGGCUUACAACCCUCCCAGCAUCGCGGCGCUGAAGCGACACACCAGUCAUCUACCGCCCAGCAACCCUCCAGGCAGGUCCGGCCAAGAAGGUCGACACCCCGAGACCAACGGACACCACUAUCCUCCACCCCCAGGCGCUUCCAACGACCCUCCACUCCUGUUCGACGUCAAAUGAUCACCUCGCGUCUAGACUUCGCCCCCUCGGACCCUUGGACCUACUUUACAUAUUCCGACAAUAAUAAGUCGAAUGUCCACAGCUAUACGCGUCUCUGGACUAUGAAUGUUUGUAAAUGUUUUAAACUCAUACAUCGGAAUACUCAUACGAAAUAUUAUCUCCUUGGAUGUAAUUUGUUGUUAAUGGAAAUAUUUUUGUUUCGGAAAUAUUGGAGAUAUUUAAACUUGAAGCCCUAGUGUGGCGGGUUCCGAAUACUUAAGCUAAAGAUGAACAUUCCAUAUUAGUUUAUAACAUUCCAUAAAAUAUUAUUUUGCGAUCUCAGAAACCAAAGAUAGGAAUUAAAGGACUCAAUUUUAGUAUAGUUUGUCUGUAAAUUACUAGGUUUAUAUAAUUUUUUUUGAAGAAAUUUUUGUUAUACUGUAGUUAUUUUUUAAUCGUGCUUAUUGUAUUUUCAACCAAUUAGUGAUAUUUUGUGGUAUAUAUUUUUAACCCUACAUUUUUUACCUACGGUAAAGUGUCAUUUUGAAAUAAAUGUGAUCUUUUUUUAAGAUUUUAUUUGUUAUUUCACCGAACUGUCCCAUAUCUUCCUUCUAAACUAGCAAUGUUUAAACUUCCAGUCAGUAUUUAAACUUCAUAAGCCUCAUAAAUUCCACGAUAGUUUCAUCAUUAUUUGAUUAAUGACACUGUUUAGUAUGUAAAUAUGUUAAUUGACUCCAUUCAGAUUAUUUGUUGAGUUGUUAAUGUAUAUAAUAUUGUUGUUAUUAGUGAUAUUACUGUCUUAGUUAUAGUAUGAUUUGGAAUCCGUGUAUGUACAAAUAGGCUACCAUAUUAUGUUAUGAUAAAUGGUUAGGAAUUUUGUCUAACCGCAAUUUUUACUUUGGUAUAGCGAUUAUUAAUAUAAAACCCCCUAGUAAUCGAAGACACAUUGUCUCCUUAUAUUUAACAUGAACUAAUGUAUGAUUAUGAUUACUCCAAAUUUUCUACCAUAAUGUAAUCGAAGGUAUGAUUCUGCCCAAGUGAAAUUGUAACAGAUUAAUUCUUUCACUGCCAAAUUUAAUUUGAUACCAUACAGUCCAUUAAUUUGGCAAUACUUUCGACUUUAUAUUGAUAAGAAAAAUAGCUAAGAAUAUAUUAACUCUGUAGUUAAGAUGUAUGUAUCUGUAUACAUCAAAAUAAUUUGACUAAGAAUCUUUCACAAUCACUAUUGUAAACAUUUGCUUUGUAUACUGAAGUAGAUAUCCCAUCUUUUGGGCUUUUGUAGCUCGGAUUUUUAAUUAAAGGAUACAUUUGGUUGAGUUUUUAAAAUAGCAGUAUGCAUUUGAAGUUCUAUUUUCACUUACAGGUUGUCAUUAUUAGGGAGUUGAGAAAGACAUGAAAUAUGCUAUAGUUUACUUAACUUUCCCUUUAGAUUAUCACUUCAAUAAUUGAUGUGUUUUUCAAUUAUAAACAAAAUUUACAAAAAAUAAUACUGUAUUUUUACAGCAGCCUACUAUACUGGUAGCUCAAUUAAACUGUUGAACGAAGCAUAAUUUCGAAAAAAUUGGAGUGGAAUAUAUAUUUUACAUUAGUGUAUUUAAAUCGAAGGUGUACGAUUAUAAUAAAUAAUAUUGUUGUACAUAAAGAUCAGUUUACCGUGUAGAUAAUUUAUUGUUAGUUAUGUUGAAAAUACGAAAGUUGGUAAUGUACUCCAAAUACGAUGGUUACCUCGAUGUAUAAAUGUACUUAUCUUAUCCGAAUAAAAUGAAAGUCCAUAUCAUUAAA
Molecule: messenger RNA, 2596 nt
Organism: Macrosteles quadrilineatus (aster leafhopper)
Lineage: Eukaryota; Metazoa; Arthropoda; Insecta; Hemiptera; Cicadellidae
Product: LIM domain only protein 3-like
Exons: 8
Coding region: 167-835 (222 amino acids)
Biological process (GO): positive regulation of transcription by RNA polymerase II
Cellular component (GO): nucleus
Molecular function (GO): transcription coactivator activity; DNA-binding transcription factor binding
Source: RefSeq, a predicted model, not a curated record